AUGUCUAAACUACGUGUUGUGUCUCAAGCCAGAUCCUCCAAAUCCCGCUCAUCCACCACCUCUUUGGCCAAACAAGCCGAAUCCGAAGCCAACAAAGCCAUUUCUCUUGACCCGAAAGACGCCGCCGCUUACAUCCUCAAAGCCCUCGCUCUUGACCUCCAGGGCUACAAGACCUCAGCUCUCGACUCCCUUGACAUCGCUCUCUCCCCUCUUGCUGCCAAGUCGUUGACUGAUAAAGAACGAGGCGACGCGCUGUUUAAACGGGCUGAGUUGAAGGUGUCUGUGAACCGGCGCGGCGGCCGAGUCGACUCAGCGAUCGAGGAUUUGACCAAGGCUGUCGAACUGAGUGCGGAUAACGGGAAGGCGUUUUGUCUGUUGGGAGAAUGUUAUGAAAUCAAAAAGAUGAAAGCAGACGCUAAAGCGGCUUUCGAGGAGGCUCUUAAGGUCGAGCCUAGCUCUAACGUUGCUCGCGCCGCCCUUGACCGGUUGGGCUCCUAGUUGGGUCUUUCCUCCUUUUUGGCGUCCCCUUGUUUUUGACGUCGUCGAUCUAAAAGUUUCCAGAUAUUGUAGCUUAAUGGGUUACAAUUGUUAGCGUGUUUUGAAUCUUAAAUUGUUAAUAGUUUAUCCGAAGAAAGUAAUGACAUUGAAUUUUCUAAAGUA
This is a messenger RNA of Theobroma umbraticum, 660 nucleotides long. RefSeq lists its product as uncharacterized. The record is from RefSeq and is a predicted model, not a curated record. NCBI's taxonomy places the organism in Eukaryota, Viridiplantae, Streptophyta, Magnoliopsida, Malvales, Malvaceae. Gene Ontology annotation, molecular function: protein binding.